Messenger RNA from Trichomonas vaginalis G3, 5412 nucleotides. Its product is annotated as ubiquitinyl hydrolase protein. Lineage: Eukaryota; Parabasalia; Trichomonadida; Trichomonadidae. Gene Ontology annotation, biological process: protein deubiquitination. Bases 1 to 5412 code for a protein of 1803 amino acids. The record is from RefSeq and is a predicted model, not a curated record. The transcript has a single exon. Gene Ontology annotation, molecular function: cysteine-type deubiquitinase activity.
AUGUGUGACAUUGAUCAAAUUUCGAAGCUAAACAAAGAAGUGAGAGUUACACUUAAGAUCAAAGAGCAAAUCAGAUUAAUUACCUUCCCAGAUCCAAAAGAUAAAACAAAAUUUACUGUAUUAAAAGAUAAUGAUAGUCUCAAAUUACACAGAAAUUUACCUCUUAUUUACGUUGAUCCCAAGAAAGACGGGAAAUUUAAAUACCCAAAGGUAAAAAUUCUGCCAUUUUCCACAAAUUAUUCGAAUUACUCAGAUCUUUCGAAUUUUACAGUUCCAACAAAGAGAGCAGAUUCACAACAAGUCUCCUCAUUCUCUCUUUAUUCAAGCUCAUCAAAUUUCAAACCAAUUUCACAAAGUAAUACAAUUUCAAGAUAUCCAUCAAGUAAAGUCGAAUUCCCAUCUAUCGCAUCUCAAAACUUAACGAAUUACUCAACAGAUUUCUCUUCAAAACCAAAGAGAGCCAUAUCUUAUACUUCAUCUGAUAUUUUUAUGCGCAGAACUCCAGUACAAUCAGCCUAUUCUCAUCCAGGCAUGAUAGGAUGCAAGAAUCUUGGUAAUACUUGUUAUUUUAAUAGUGGAAUUCAAUGCAUUAUGCACUCAUUACCUUUAACUCGUUUUCUUUUAGGUGAUGAGUGGCGUGACGACAUCAAUGAGACAAAUCCACUUGGUAUGAAAGGAAAACUUGUUCGCCAGUUCGCAGCUCUCACAGCAAGAGAGUGGCUUGGCGAAGAAAUAGCAUUAAGUCCAGAUGGCUUAAAAAGUGUCACCGGCCAAUUUGCGCCCCAAUUUGCUGGUUACCAACAACAAGACCCACAUGAACUGAUCAUGUUCAUGCUUGAUGGUAUCCAUGAAGAUUUGAAUAGAUGUCGAACUAAACCUAUGGUUGAACAAGUUAUUGGUGAUUCUACAAACGACUUGGAGACAUCACGAGAGGCAUGGCAUAACCACAAAUUGCGUAAUGAUAGCAUUGUUGUUGAUCUUUUCCAUGGACAACUCCGAUCUCGUUGUAUUUGUCCUCAAUGCGGACUGACAACAGUUGUUUUCGAUCCAUAUGUUGCUAUUUCAUUACCAAUAUCACCUCCAAACCAAAAGGUUGUCGAUAUCUUGUUCAUUCCUUAUGACAUGCAAACAGCACAUAAAUGGUUGACUGUCAAAGUUCCAAGGAACGCUUCAGUGAAGGACUAUGAAGAUGCAGUAUUCCGAGAAACAAAUCGAGAAGUCGCAGUUGCAUUCACUGCUGAUUUUCAGAAUGGAAUGCGAUUGUAUUGGGAUCCAACACAAGCCAGAUAUUCCGCAGCAUUGACAAUUAUUGCAUUUGAGAUUCCAGAUGACUCAUUGGCAUAUGUUCCAGUUCAAUUGGAAUUCAACUUUGCACCAGAAUUCUCAUACAUGUUGACAACAAAAGCUCCACUUUUCAAACCAUUUUUAGUUGAAGUCAAUUUUAUGAGUAUCACUCCAGAAGAAUUGCAGAUGCAAGUUGAUGAACGAUUGGACUAUCUUUGGGAUGGAGACAUUUUAUACUUAGAUUCAGAAGAAAAUGAAAUAACAACAAAUAUUUACAAUAAUAAUAGUAUUCCUGGUUUCUUCAAAUUUAAUAUGAAAUAUAAUACUAACAACAACAAUAAUAAUAAAAUUGAAGAAAUUCAUUUAAUAAAAAGUGACAAAAGUGAUGUAUCAAAAAGUGACAAAUUAGAUGAAAAUGAGUCUGUGAAAAGUGACAAAAAUAAUGAAUCAGAGAGUGAAGAAUCUAACAAAGAAAAAGAAUCAGAAAAUUCAGAUAAAAGUGACGAAACAAAAAGUGACAAAAGUGAACAUUCUGACAAAGAAAAUGAAACAGAAAGUUCAGAGAAAAUUGAUGAAUCAAGUCAUUUACAAAAAAAAGAUAAAAAUGAAGAAGCCAAAAGUGACGGUUCCAGAAGUUACAGAUCAUAUGAUUCAGAUUCUAGUGAAAAGCCAGAAGAAGAAUCAAAAAGUGACAGUGAUAAAAGUGACACCAAUGAGGAUAAGAGUGAAUCCGAAGUUGCAAGCAGUGGAAAGAACAUGGCUAGAACACAGCACAUUUUUAUUGGAGAAAGAAAUCCUAAACCAUUCCAGUUUUCACGAAUCAAUCAGAGAUUUUCAGUUUUCAGUGAUGAAAGCAAAUCAUCAGAGAAAGGAGAAGAACUGGAUGAACCAAAGAUAAUAUCCGAACAUUCCGAAGAAAAGAAGAGUGACAAAUCCGAAAUUUCUGACACAUACGAUAGCAAAAGUGACAAAUCUGACAAAUCCACUCAUAAUGAAGAGGAAGAAGAAGAAAAAGAAAACCAAAGUCACAUUAAUAAAACACCUUUCUUUGAAUCAGAUGUCCAUGAAUCAUCAGCUAUUGAAUCACACGAAAAUGAAGAAGAAGAUAAUUCUCAUGAAGAAGAAAUUUCUUCACAUCAUGAAGAGGAAGAAACUAAAGAUGAAGAAGAUAAUUCUCGUUCUGAAAUAAAUGAAUUCCAUCAUAAGGAAGAAGAUAAUUCUCAUAAACAAGAAUUAAACCAUCAUGAAGAAGAAACUAAGAAUAAUGCAGAAAUUGAUUUACAUCAUGAGGAAGAUAAUUCUCAUGAAGAAGAGUCAAAACAGGAAGAAUCUAAUACACAUGAAAUCAAAAUUGAAGCUAAUCAUGAAGAAGAAACUAAAAAUGAUGAAACUAAUUCUAUUGAAGAACAAUCACAUCAUGAAGAAGAAACAAAACAAGAAGAACAAAACAAAGAUGAAGAAGAGACACACAAUAUAGAAGAAACUAAACAGGAAGAAGAAAAUAAUUUGAAUCAUGAAGAAGAGAUGAAACAAGAAGAAGUUGAUUCUCAUGAACAACAAUCAGAAAAUGAAGUGGAAACUAAAAAUGAGGAAACUGAUCCUCAACAUGAAGAAAUCAAUUUGAAUCCAAUUCAGAAUGAGGAAAAUAAACCAACUCUUCCAGAAGAAGGUGAAAAAGAAUCAAAUCAUGUUGAAAUAGAAGAAACCGAACAACAUCAUGAACCAGAUAAUUCUUAUAAUCAAGAGAAUACAAUUCAUGAAGAAACAGAAAAACCAAAUGAAGAAGAAUUAAAUCAUCAAGAAGAAAAUAAUGAACAAAAUUUGGAGAAUCAUGAAAACGAAUUAAAUCAUGAAGAUGAAAACUCAAAGCAAAAUCUUGAAAAUGAUGCAGAACCCGAAUCUAUUCAUGAAGAAGAAUCAAAUAAUGAUGAAAAUAAACCAGAAGAAGAAGAAAAAGAAGAAACAGAUGAUUCAAAGCAGGAAGAAGAUAAAUCAGAAGAAGAAACAACAAAUGAAGAAGAAAGUCAACAAGAAGAAAAUCAAUCAAAUCAAGAGUCAGAAGAAGAGAAAUCAGAAAAAGAAAUUGAAAUGAAAGAUCCUGAAUCAAACAAAGAAUCCGAAGAAGAACAAAACAUUGAAGAACAUCAAGAUAGUUCCAUUGAACAUCAUGAAGAAAUUGUUGAAAAUGAAGUACAACAACAAGAAAAACAAGAAAUUCAGAAUAAUGAAAUUCAUAAAGAAACACAAAUCAAUGAUUCAGUAAUUCCUCAAAUUGCUAUUGAUGAAGAACCAGAGAAACAUAAUGAACAGCAAGAAAAUAAAGAAAAUCUUGAUGAAGAAGAUAAACAAACUCAUGAAGAAGACACCAAAGACAAAGAAGAAACGCAUGAAAUUGAAGAAAAUCAUGUUGAAGAAAAUGAAAAACAAGAUAACAAUCAACAAGGAAUUGAAGAAAAUAAUGAACAACAAGAAAAUAAAGAAGAUCAUGCUGAAGAAAUUAAGCAAACUCAUGAAGAAGAAGAUUCCAAAGAAAACGAAAAAAUUCAUCAAGAAGAAAUUAAAGAAAAUGAAAAACAAGAAAUUUCAAUUGAAGAAACUCAUGAAAACAAAGAAUAUGAAGAAGAGAAACAAAAUGAGAUUGUUCAAAAUGAAGCAAAUAAAGAAGAACCAGAAAAUCAUCAGGAAGAAAUCGAAGUCAAUCUUGAUGAAUCACAUGAAGUUAGUGAUAAUAAUGAAAAAGAAAAAGAAAAUAAUAAAGAAGAAACAAAUCAUGCUGAAUCAAAUGAAAAGAAAGAAGAAAACAAAAUAAAUGAGUUUGAUGAAUUACUCAAAAGUUUUUCAAAACAGAUUGAAGAACAAAAAACAAAUGAUGAAUUUGAUGAAAUUCUUAAAUCUCAAGAGAAAUCACAACCAAUCAAAGAAGACGAAAAGAUUGUCGAAUUAGACAGUUUGAAUUUGUCAGAAACAAAUGCAGCAGCAAAUUCACCAGAUUCAAUUCUUAAAGAACUUGAAGAAAAUGCUAAAGAAAUUCCAACAGAAACAGAAUCAGAAUCAUCAGAAGACUCGCAAAAAGUUAUCAACACAUUAUUCCCUCCUUCAUAUGAAACAAAAACAACAGAACAACCUAUUUAUGCUCCUCGUCCUUCUAGUUUCUCUACAUUCACAGUUCCUGCUCCACUUCCUUCUCUUUCUUCACAAAUUAAUUCUCAAAUUUCUUCUCAAACUCCUUCUCUUCCAGAACAUCCAGACAGAUUCCCAGAAGACAAAUACAAUGAAAACUUGACAACAGAAAUGAUCAAGAUCAAGAACAGGUUGAGAUUGAGUUCGGAAGGAUUCAAUUCGAACGAACGAGUCAAAAUCAAACAAUCAUAUUUCAGUUAUGCAUCCAAUUUUGUUCCUUCUCCUCUUCACGACAACAUAUCAUCUAAUGUUGUCACAUUCCAAAUGAACGGUUCUAAGAUGGAUGUCAAGAAAGGUUUCCUUAUUCCAGAACUUUUGUUCCACACACAAACGGACAACGAGAAGAAGACAUCAAACGGAGAUCGUGAACAACCAGUUACAUUGGAACAGUGUUUCAAGUAUUUCAAACAAGAAGAGACACUGGAUGAAGAAAACACAUGGUUCUGUCCACAUUGUCGCGAACAUGUCAUGGCUAAUAAAAAGAUGGAUAUCUGGAGUUGUCCUAAGUUACUUGUCCUUCAACUUAAGCGAUUUGAAACAACCGAGACAGGCUCAGUUAAAGACGACCGUCUUGUUAAAUUCCCAAAUAUUUUGGACAUGAAAGAUCACAUCGUUGGUCCUAAACCUAAAUCAACUGUUUACAAACUAUAUGGUGUUUCAGAACACUUUGGUUCAUUGACAGGUGGUCACUGCACAGCGAAGGCAACAGUUCCUCAAAAGAACGGUCAACGAAAUUGGUACUAUUUCAAUGAUUCUCGAUGCGAACGAUCUUCAUUUGAAGAUGCUCUCAGUCCUGCUGCUUAUGUCCUUUUCUACGAACGAAUCGACGGUGUUGAAGAUGAUGAACUUCCCGUUGUCAACGAUUUAAAUGACACACAAGCACCUGAUUACUCUAAUUCUUCUUCAUCAUCAUCUUACUUCUCUACAUUCCACGGAAGUUUAUAUUAA